Vitrella brassicaformis is the source of this 2175-nucleotide messenger RNA. The record is from the annotation of a GenBank genome assembly. Lineage: Eukaryota; Vitrellaceae.
CGGAAAAGUAGAGAUGGGAGUGUGUUGAUGGGAGUGUGUUGAUGCGAGAGUGUGUGGUGGUGUUUUGACGAUGACCGACGGGGGGGUCAGUUUGCGGACGUUGCUGGAUCAGCAAGAGGCGCUGUUGGGUGGUCGGUCGGUCAGGCAGCUCGACGAGCGCGAGUACGCCGCCUACAUGGAGAAGGAGAAGCAGAUCACCAUCGCCCUGCAGAACAGCACCAGCGUCGAGGUCGAUGACGAGAUUCUCCAGGCGGUGCGGACCGUCCACGAGCGAACCAGCAACCAGCUGGCAGCUCCAGGCGCCUCGUCGUCAGGCGGGUCAUCCUCAUCCUCGUCGGCAUCUUCAUCGCGUUCGAGUCGCAGCAGCAGCAGUAGCCGGGGUCGGCACCGGUCAGAUCUGGUGGAGCUGUCGGUGCGGGGCACCCGCUUCACGGUUCCGCUGACCACCAUCGCCGUCGUGCCCGACUCCCUGCUGGCCACAAGCAUCCACGGCGGCUCACGGGAGCUCGACAUCUCACCCCGAUACUUCUCCAAGAUCCUCGAUGCGCUCAGGCGCGGCCGCAGCAACCGGACGUCGUCGAUCGACUCGCUGCCCGAGGCGGACCGUCCGGCGUUCGUGUCGCUGGUGCGGCAGCUGGGGGUGGAGAAGCUCUUCAUGCGCCUCGAGACCAUCCCAGAGGAGGCCACCGACGCCGAGGCCGCACAGGAGGUGCAGACCGAGGAGACCACAGCUGUGGCUGAGGGCCAGCAGGCCGCCACCGCCGACGAGUCCGGUACGCAGACUCACCCACGGAGCGAAGGGAUGGGAUACAUGCCUGUCUGUAUGCCUGCAUGCGUGUGUGCGUGUGUGUGUGUCUGUGUGCGAUGUGUUUGACAGAUUCGCCCCCGGACUCCCCGCACCCGAAUCGCAUCGACAUCAUCCUGCGUGGUCAGCGCGUGUCGCCCGUGGACGCCAUCACGUUUGAGGAGUCGAUCAGCUACAGCGUGCACCCGGACGGGGUGCUGCUGUCGUGCCUCGUCGAGGCCGUCGUCGAGACCAUCAAGGGGGCCGUCUUCUACAGGCUGCUCUACCAGAUCACCGACAAGGAGGCCGACUACCUCAGGCAGCUCCUCCAUAGCAGGCCGCCACCCAAACCCACACGAUACACUGACGACACCGCCGCCGCAGACGAGGUCGAGGACGCACGCGCAAAGGCGCCGACGGAGCCCCCCAGCCCGCCGAACGCGACCUCGUCCAACAACGGCACGUCGACCAACGCUGCCACAUCCAGCAACGGCAGUGGGAGCGGCAGCAGCGGUGCCGCGGCCACCACCACCACUGCAGAGGCGUCACCAUCCCAGCCAUCACAGCCAUCCCCGGCUGACACGCCCGCACCCACACAGACCCAGCCGUCCUCUGAGUCGGCGCCCCCUCCCCCUUCCCCUCCCUCCGACCCCCCACCCACACCCACACCCACACCCACACCCGCACCGGCCCCGGCAGACUCGCCCGCCGCACAAGCACCAGGAGAGGCGGAGAGUGCGGCCAAAGAAGGCGAGCAACAGAGGGAGGGCAGCGAGGCAGUGGCGGCCAGCAGCAGCAGUAGCGGCAAUGGCAAUGGCAAUGGCGGGGAUCAGGCAGCAGCAGCAGCAGCUGCUGCGGAGGGCGAGGGCCCAUCGAGCCCGCCGACGCCCGCGCCGUCGUCGAUAGCUGAGCCGGUGCAGAUGACGCGUGCCGAGAAGAUCGACAGGAAGGUCGAGCUGGCGUUGAAGGGCAGGGUGCAGGCCUGCCGCAUCAAGGACCACCACACCUUCCCCGUCGACCACUGGAAGGACAUUCACAUCCACGUAAGUCACUCGGGGGGUCGGGGGGUCGGUGGGGCUUGGGGGGUGGGUGGGCUGGGCACCAUCACACGCACGACAGACCACCCACAUAGAUAUGAUGGGGCUUUGUCUUCUGUCGUCUGGUGUGGUGUGUGUGUGGUUGUGUCUGUCAGACGAUCUCGAUGGACGGCGACGUGUGCGCGUACAGUCUGGCGGACCUGAUGGUGGAUGGGGACACAAUUUUGCGGGGGGACGAGCCGUGCGGCGGGCUGCCCAGGCAGAUAGUCGUAGAACUCACUGUCAACGUCGAGAUCGACGUCAACGGCAGAGUCUAGCAGCCCACACCACACACACAUACAGGCAUACAGACAG